Molecule: messenger RNA, 2550 nt
Organism: Guillardia theta CCMP2712
Lineage: Eukaryota; Cryptophyceae; Pyrenomonadales; Geminigeraceae
Exons: 4
Coding region: 1-2550 (849 amino acids)
Biological process (GO): monoatomic ion transport; transmembrane transport
Cellular component (GO): plasma membrane; voltage-gated sodium channel complex
Molecular function (GO): voltage-gated sodium channel activity; calcium ion binding
Source: RefSeq, a predicted model, not a curated record
AUGGCAGCAGCUGCGGUCACCGUCUUGCAUUCAGACCGAGCUGCCUUGAACAUCAAGACGGAGAAUGAGAACCUCAUGGUUCUUCCUCCCCCCGAGCUGCACAUUCGCAUGGGCACGCUUGAGAAGCAACGAGUUGGAGCAACAGUGAACUGGGAGCCAAGAACCGCUGUUCUCACGGCACAGAAGCUUUACUUCUCCAAGAAAGACACAGACAUUAUCUUGGACGAAAUCCCAUUGCAAGAAAUCAGCGAGAUUCUGCAGAAUGCAGAACAAGGUCAAAAGCUGAAAGAGCCACCGUCGAUGGUCAUCCAGACUGUUUCAGGCGGAUACAACAGUGGCAGAACAUAUGUUUACCGAGCUGAACAGGCAGAGGAUCACGAAUCUUGGUAUGCCGACCUGUGCUUGUACAGGGACAAAGCAAUCCAGUAUCAAGAGAGGUUGGCAAAGAAGAUGCUCAAUUCAGGGAGUUCGUUCAAUCAGUUCAGACAGAGAGUCCUUGAAAUCUACGAGUCAGGCCCAAGUCAAGCCUUCUUUGCCAGUCUCAUAUUCGCAAGUUUUGCCAUCGAUCUCUCCCAGGCAGAACUUCUUCCUCCAGACGGAACUUAUCGAGCCAAUCAGUUCGACACUGCCGAUACGGUCUUCACCGUGCUCUUCACGCUUGAGCUCUGCAUCAACUUGUUUGCAAGGUCCAAGCAUUGGUUCAAGGCUUUUUUUGCAGACGGAUGGAACAUACUCGACGUAGUAAUUGUUUGCGUGUCUUUGAUGACACAAUUUUCCUCCGGUAUUCCUUCUAUGAAGCCUCUACGAUUGAUCCGCGUGUUUAGAAUAGCCAAGAUUUUCAGAAGGCUGACAUCACUGAACAAGAUCAUCACAGCCCUGGCCUCCGCUCUUGUUCCUGUUGGAAACAGUUUCCUUAUUCUCUUCCUUGUCACCUGCAUCUGGGCAGCGUUGGCGACUCACCUGUUCAGUUGGGCUUCUGCGGUCACGAGAACGAUCUUCGAGGAUGGGAUGCUCAAGACUUCAACCGACUACGGCAUCGCCAUCUUCUUCGUCAGCUACGUGCUCAUCGCCGGUGUCUUUUUGAUCAACGUGGUGGUGGCGGUUCUGUUGGAUGAAUUCAUCUCGUCGAUCCAGAAGAGGAAGCAGGCGAUGCAGCGCGAGCACGAGGAGCUGGAGGAGAAUCGCAAGGACGCCAAGAGGGCCAAGGGCGUCCUAGACCCUCUGACCAGCCACCUCGCCAACUUCGUCAACGACGUGGACUUGAGCUUGAAGAUCAAACAGACGUACGAGCGGCUGGAUCAGGACGGGUCAGGCGGUCUCAACCUCACGGAGUUUCAGAACGGAGUGAAGAAGCUGCCGACGGCGAACCCGAUGCACAUCCUGGAAGAUGACUUCGACCUGCUGACGGAUGGAGGGAGGCUGUGCAACGAGGAGGGGGAGUUCAGCUCCACUCAGUUCCAGACGAUGAUGCGAGAGGAGCUGCGGAGAUUCUCUCAGAGAAUGGCAGCGAAUGCGAUGAGCGAGACGCGGAGCCAGGAACUCAAGUCCAUCCUCCUCAUGCUCAAGGUGAUGGACCUCAAGAGCGAGCAGAUGGAGCGAGAUGAUCGAAACCCCAAGUCGCUCAGCGAGCAGGACAGCAAGGCUCUCGCGUCAACUGUCUUCGACGUCUGUGACAAGCAGAGGAGAGGAAAGUUGAGCAUGCAAGAGGCGUCGCGGGGCUUCUCUUAUCUCAAGGUCCCCUCUGAUCGGCACGAGGAGAUUUUCAACGGGCUAGGAGGAGAGGAAGAGGGUGGCAUGACGAGGGAGCAGUUCCUGCGAGCAACUGUCUUCGCGCAGCAGCAGCAGGAGCAGCAGCAGGAGGACCGGCUCCACUUGAUGCAGCAGCAGCUGACGAGGAUGCAGAAAGAUCUGGCAGCGGUCAAGGAGAUGAUGGUUACCUUGUGCCAAGGACGAGACGGGGGGGCCAGAUGGGCGGAGGAGGAGCAGGACGUGAACGUUCGACUCCUGUCUCCUCCUGUCCUCUCCAACGGCAACGGGCACCUGCCACUGCCUGAGAAGAAGAAGAAGAAGAAGAAGACGGCUUCGACGAACGGAGAAGAGGCGUUCCAGCUGGAGGAGGGGCCCAGCUCAGCUCGAGCAGACGAGGUGCUCACGUACUUGUCGCUCAACUCCGACCACAAGAAGGAGCGUGUCAAGAUCGUGGACAAGACGGGCAGCAGGAGGUCCUCCUCCUCCAUCCUCGUUGACUGCGACGUCGGGCUAGUCGACAAGAAGGACGCGAGGAGGAGCGUGAGGGAUUCUGAGUCUCCCCGCUCCUCCACCCCAAGGAGCGUCAGCAGCGUCGUCACACCAAGGAAGAAAGAGCGGAAUCUGAGCCUCUCCCUGCUGGAGUACAACACUGUGCUCAACGGGGCACGAGGUGCAAGCAAGAACGACAAGUUCAUAGAUCAGCCGAGGUCUGCAAGAAGAAGCUCGGAGCAGCCGCAGACGGUCGGGAGGAGCUGGGAGGACGAGGAAGACUUGUUCGAGAUCACACGAAGAGCAAGAUGA